AUGCCACCUAAGAAAGCUGCCGUCCCCGCCAAGGGUGGUAAGGACAAGCCCGCAAAGGCCAAGUCCGGAGGAAAGGCCAAGAAGAAGAAGUGGUCAAAAGGAAAAUCCAGGGAUAAGCUGAAUAAUGCCCCUCUCUUCGAUAAAGCCACCUACGCUAAGUUAGUAGAAGAGGUCCCUAAAUACAAACUCAUCACACCUUCCAUAGUAUCAGAGCGACUGAAAGUCAGAGGUUCUCUCGCCAGAUUCGGACUGAAGGAGUUGCACGAUAAGGGUUUAAUCAAGUUGGUGGACAAGCACGGAUCCCAAGUUAUUUACACCAGAACUUCCAAUGAGGGACAAGAAGAAUAG
This is a messenger RNA of Bolinopsis microptera, 348 nucleotides long. RefSeq names its product small ribosomal subunit protein eS25-like. The record is from RefSeq and is a predicted model, not a curated record. The transcript has a single exon. NCBI's taxonomy places the organism in Eukaryota, Metazoa, Ctenophora, Tentaculata, Lobata, Bolinopsidae. Gene Ontology annotation, cellular component: cytosolic small ribosomal subunit. Bases 1 to 348 code for a protein of 115 amino acids. Gene Ontology annotation, molecular function: structural constituent of ribosome.